GAGGCGGGGCGCGACUGGCCAGCCGGCAUCCACAGUCCUUCGGGUCUUCGCUGUGGGCGCUUUUGACUGACAGGCUGCGGCGGCGCGGUUGCGACUGCAGGUGAGUUCCGGGCCGCCGCUGCCGACUGCUUGUGAGGGCCGGGCAUCGCCGAACAGGGGCGACUCUUGGCGCGCUCCGGGGCCGGCUGGGGCCUGGUCCCGCCAGGUGCAGUGAGCGCGGCAGCCAGGUGAGCGGAACCCGGCGCCGCCCCUCUGCCCCUCCCCGCCCGGGCCAGCGGAGUGUCUGGGGCCCUGGCGCCCCGCUCAAGCGUCUGGAGCCGGGGUUCCCUUCAGGCGGCCUGUCCCUCCACCCCUUACUGCUGGCUGUCAGAGGAGGAUGUGUGUGGUGGUGGCUUCCCCUGGGCAUCCUUGUUCUCACAGGUGAGCCCAGGCCAGAAUGGGGGACUCCCAGGACCUUUGCCCUCAUCUUGAUUCUAUAGGGGAGGUGACCAAAGAGGACUUGCUGCUCAAAUCUAAGGGAACCUGUCGGUCAUGUGGUGUCACCGGACCCAACCUGUGGGCCUGUCUCCAGGUCUCCUGCCCCUACGUUGGCUGUGGAGAAUCCUUUGCUAACCACAGUACCAUUCAUGCCCAGGUGAAAAAGCACAACUUGACUGUGAACCUGACCACAUUCCGGGUGUGGUGUUAUGCCUGUGAGAAGGAGGUGUUCCUGGAGCAGCAGCUGGCAGUGCACAUGGCAGGCCCCUCACUCAAAUUCUUGGAGCAGGACUCUCCACUACCCUUUCACCCUCUGAAAGCUGUUCCGAUUGCUGUGGCUGAUGAAGGAGAGUCCGAAUCAGAAGACGACCUGAAACCUCGAGGCCUCACGGGCAUGAAGAACCUUGGCAAUUCCUGCUACAUGAAUGCUGCGCUGCAGGCCCUCUCCAAUUGCCCUCCACUGACCCAGUUCUUCUUGGAGUGCGGAGGCCUGGUGCGCACAGACAAGAAGCCAGCUCUGUGCAAAAGUUACCAGAAGUUGGUCUCUGAGGUCUGGCACAGAAAACGCCCAAGCUACGUGGUUCCCACCGGCCUGUCCCAUGGGAUCAAGUUGGUCAACCCGAUGUUCCGAGGCUAUGCUCAGCAGGACACCCAAGAGUUCCUGCGCUGCCUCAUGGACCAACUUCACGAGGAACUGAAGGAGCCGGUGGUGGCUGCCGCCUUGGCCCUGACAGAAGCUCGGGACUCAGACUCAAGUGACUCAGAUGAGAAGCAGGAGGGUGACCGGAGCCCAUCAGAGGAUGAGUUCCUGUCCUGUGACUCGAGCAGUGACCGGGGUGAGGGUGACGGGCAAGGGCGUGGUGGGGGCAGCUCGCAGGCCGAGACGGAGCUGCUGAUCCCUGACGAGGCGGGCCGCGCCAUCUCCGAGAAGGAGCGCAUGAAGGACCGCAAGUUCUCGUGGGGCCAGCAGCGCACCAGCUCAGAGCAGGUGGACGAGGAUGCUGAUGUGGAUACCGCCAUGGCUGCCAUUGACCGUCACCUCUCAGACACCCAGCCGCCGUCACCACGGUCCACCAGCCCCUGCCGGACGCCAGAACCGGACAAUGAGGCUCACAUGCGGCCCACUUCGCGCCCCUGCAGCCCCAUCCACCACCACGAGGGCCACACCAAACUGGCCAGCAGCCCCCCUCGGGCAAGCCCGGUGCGGAUGGGACCAUCAUAUGUGCUCAAGAAAGCCCAGAUGCCGAGUGCCAGCAGCCGGCGAAGGAAGGAGCAGCGCUACCGCAGCGUCAUCUCCGACAUCUUCGACGGCUCCAUUCUCAGCCUUGUGCAGUGUCUCACCUGUGACCGGGUGUCCACCACUGUAGAGACAUUCCAGGACCUAUCCCUGCCCAUUCCUGGCAAGGAGGACCUGGCCAAGCUCCACUCGGCCAUCUACCAGAAUGUGCCGGCCAAGCCAGGAGCCUGUGGAGACAGCUACACUCCCCAGGGCUGGCUUGCCUUCCUUGUGGAGUAUAUUCGACGGUUUGUGAUAUCCUGUACCCCCAGCUGGUUUUGGGGGCCGGUCGUCACCCUGGAAGACUGUCUCGCUGCUUUCUUUGCUGCAGAUGAGCUGAAGGGCGACAACAUGUAUAGCUGUGAACGGUGUAAAAAGCUUCGGAAUGGGGUGAAGUACUGCAAGGUCCUGCGACUGCCUGAGAUUCUCUGCAUUCACCUAAAGCGCUUCCGCCAUGAGGUGAUGUACUCCUUCAAAAUCAGCAGCCACGUCUCCUUCCCCCUCGAGGGCCUGGACCUGCGCCCCUUCCUUGCCAAGGAGUGCACAUCCCAGAUCACCACCUAUGACCUCCUUUCUGUCAUCUGCCACCACGGCACGGCAGGCAGUGGCCACUACAUCGCCUACUGCCAGAACGUGAUCAAUGGGCAGUGGUAUGAGUUUGAUGAUCAAUAUGUCACAGAAGUCCACGAAACAGUGGUGCAGAACAUCGAGGCCUAUGUCCUCUUCUACAGGAAGAGCAGCGAGGAGGCCGUGCGCGAGCGGCAGCAGGUGGUGUCCCUGGCUGCCAUGCGGGAGCCCAGCCUGCUGCGUUUCUACGUAUCCCGAGAAUGGCUCAACAAGUUCAACACUUUCGCUGAGCCCGGACCCAUCACUAACCACACCUUCCUCUGUUCCCAUGGAGGCAUCCCUCCCAACAAGUACCACUACAUCGACGACCUGGUGGUGAUCCUGCCCCAGAAUGUGUGGGAGCAUCUCUACAACAGGUUCGGGGGCGGCCCCGCCGUGAACCAUCUGUACGUGUGCUCCAUCUGCCAGGUGGAGAUCGAGGCGCUGGCCAAGCGCAGGCGGAUCGAGAUCGACACCUUCAUUAAGCUGAACAAGGCGUUCCAGGCUGAGGAGUCACCUGGCGUCAUCUACUGCAUCAGCAUGCAGUGGUUCCGGGAGUGGGAGGCCUUCGUCAAGGGGAAGGACAAUGAACCCCCUGGGCCUAUUGACAACAGCAGGAUUGCACAGGUGAAAGGAAGUGGCCACAUCCAGCUGAAGCAGGGUGCUGACUACGGGCAGAUCUCCGAAGAGACCUGGAUCUACUUAAACAACCUGUAUGGAGGUGGCCCUGAGAUCGCCAUCCGGCAGAGUGUGGCCCAGCUCCAGGACCCAGAGAACUUACACGGGGAGCAAAAAAUUGAGGCUGAGACCCGGGCCGUAUGACUUGGGGGCAAGUCUGUAAGUCUCCCUCCUCCCUCUCCAGAGACCCUCUCUCCUGUCCCACUGAGUGUCGGCAGAGCACACCCCUCACACCUUCCUUGAAGCUGCUUGGAAGGACCCUAUGUGGGCCCCUCUGGGCUGCGUGAUCUGGGUGCCCCCAAAGGCCCCCUGCCACCCCCCCUCCUUCCCAGAGAGGGUGAGUGUGUACCCAGAAGAGAGGAAGCCACUUUGGAAUCCCUGAUGUGUGAAAGGGCAGAAAAGUUGUUUGGCUUCACAGUGAGUAAUGCUACAACUAGGAGGUCUAUCCACUGAGGCUUGUGUGAGUGACUGAGGUCUGCGACAUUAACUCAGGUCUCUGUCAUGGCGUGUCCUCCAAGCCCGCCCUCUGGCCCAGCUUUCUCUCCUGGAAUCCAGCGUCAGGGGCUGUGGCCUCAGGAAGAGGUUAUUUCCCACUAGGCCCUCGGUCUAGCACCAGGUUGAUUGUCAAGCUGUGCAGCAGUGAGGACGCACUGUCACCAGUUCUCCUGAGGUCCCCCUCCCCCUCCACUUCCUGGGUAUCACCAAGGUUCCUGCAGGCUGGAGACUCAGGAGUCCUUAGUGGCUGAUUCUGAAAGCAUCUGGAUGCUCUCAUCCUUGCUGAGCUGGCCCCAGGGAGUGGCUGUAACUUGCCCCCCGGGAGCCAGCUGAUGAAACAGAAAUACCUCAAGUUGCUAUUGCUUAGCUGUUGGUGCAGCUUCCUGGGGGGCCUCUCUUCUUCUUUUUAAUUUAGAAAUUGUAUUUAUUUAUUAGUGAGAAAGAACCAGACAUCAUUCUGGUACAUGUGCUGUUGGGGAUCGAACCUGGGACCUCAUGCUUGAGAGUCCAAUGCUUCAGCCACUGCACCAUCUCCCAGACCACCCUGGGGGCCUCUCUGACACUACUGAGCUGAGCUGCCACAGCCCUUGUCCCAGGGAAGUCCUCAUGUGUAGAUCCCAGACAUCUGUGUUCUGGGUGCUCAGUGAGGCCACCAAGGGCACAGAGUUACCAAGUCCUGCUUCUGGUGGCGCAGUUGCCCCUGGACAAAAACCACUGGGUCAUGAUGCUUGCCUGACCAGGACCAAGGCAAAGGGGGAGCUGGGGAAGGAGUCCUGGGGGUGAACCCCCAAACUGCCAUCACCUCCAGUCUCUAGAGACAGAUGUCACAUGAGGAUCCCAGCAGGAGACUGGUAGAGCCUGAAGCUCUCCAAACAUGUGGUUCUCCUGGGCGAUGGGUGUUCCUGGACCCCAUUUCUUUUUUUCUUUUGUCAUUAUUCUUUAUUUUUUAUUUAAUUUCUCUAUUGGUGGAUUAAUGGUUUACAGUCAACAGUAAAAUACAAUAGUUUGUACAUGCAUAACAUUUCCACAAAACAAUACAACCCCCACUAGGUCCUCUUCUGCCAUCAUGUUCCAAGACCCGAACCCUCCCCACCCCCCACCCCAGAGUCUUACUUUGCUGCAAUACACCAACUCCAGUUCAAGUUCUGCUUAGAGUUUUCCCUUCUGAUGUUGUUUUUCAACAUGUUGUUAUUCUGAUGUUGUCUAUGAGUGAGAUCAUCCCAUAUUCAUCCUUCUGUUUCUGACUUAUCUCACUUAACAUGAUUCCAUCAGGCUCCAUCCAAGAUGGGGUAAAGAAGGUGAAUUCUCAUGAACCUGGGACUUUGGAGCCUCAGGGAUAAGAGUCUCCUUGCAUAACCAUUAUGCCAUCUACCCCUGUUAGCAUUUCUCAGUUUUCCACAUUCAACCCCCUCUAGGUCCUCCUCUGCCAUCAUGUUCCAGAACCUGAACCCCCACCCCCACCCAGAGUCCUUUACUUUGUGCAAUACAGCAGACCCAGUCCAAGUUCUGCUUUGUGUUUAUUAUUCAACUAUUUUUUUUUUUUGUAAUUGGAUUUGUUUCAUUGAAGCUCUCUAAACAUGUUGCUCUCCUGUGUGAUGGGUGUUCCUGGACCCCAUUUCUUCCCCUGCCGGGGCACCAUGUUGAUCAAAGACCUGGCCACAGUUGGAACUCCCAGCAUUCACCAUGGCGACCCCCUUGCAGAGUCUGUGGUGGGCACAGUGCUUGCUGUCAGUGCCAUAGACUGCGCUGUGCGGGCUGUGAUCUCAAACCACAUGCACCGUUGCAUCUGUGUUCAGAAUGUCAUAAUAAAUACACAUGCACCCCUGA
Molecule: messenger RNA, 5359 nt
Organism: Erinaceus europaeus (western European hedgehog)
Lineage: Eukaryota; Metazoa; Chordata; Mammalia; Eulipotyphla; Erinaceidae
Gene: USP20
Product: ubiquitin specific peptidase 20
Exons: 25
Coding region: 437-3181 (914 amino acids)
Biological process (GO): protein deubiquitination
Molecular function (GO): zinc ion binding; cysteine-type deubiquitinase activity
Source: RefSeq, a predicted model, not a curated record